GAUCUGCUGCGCGCGGUGUUUCGGAGCAGCAGCAGUGUAUUGUACCGAUGUGAAGUGAAUUCGGCAGAUGGCAGUAUCUGUCAGACGCGUGAGCGCCUCAACAAUGACACUCGCAACACUGUAACACCGAAACAUUCUAACGCGGUGCUCGCAGAUACAAUGUAUCGAACCCGACAGAUGCUGCCGAGCCGAAGCAGAAACGCCGACGAGAAUUAAACCUGCGAUGGCUCUCCAUUUCUCUCUCACGUCUCUCGGGGAGCUCCAAUCGCUCGCUACUCGAACCGACAGCUAAUACUGCCAGGCACAGGCGGCUGCGUGCGUUACACGGGGCUCAUGGCGGAGUUUGUCGCCGAGAACUGCGGGGUCUCAUCGCCGAGCGCUGGCGGGAAAUCCGCCCAGCCCGGCGAUGAGGCGGACGGCAGAGCUGCGAGCGAGGUGUCGGUCUCGAACGGGGACUGUGGACUGUGUGCACCCGAGAACCAGGGGCUCGAGACGGCCAACGCGUCUGUGGUGCCGGACGGCAAAUCUGGAAUACCACGGAAGGCCAGUAUUAUUAAGGAUGGUUCCAGGCGGUGCAAGGAAAGGAAAAAGACGGUGUCAUUCAGUAGCAUGCCAACAGAGAAGAAGAUCAGCAGUGCAAGUGACUGUAUUAAUUCAAUGGUGGACGGGUCUGAACUAAGGAAAGUACGCUCCAACUCCAGAGUCUACCACCGUUACUUCCUCCUAGAUGCCGACAUGCAGUCUUUGCGAUGGGAGCCAUCCAAAAAAGAGUCGGACAAGGCCAAGAUUGAUGUAAAAUCAAUUAAAGAGGUGCGAACUGGUAAAAACACGGACACCUUCAGGACCAAUGGAAAUUCGGAUCAGAUUUCCGAGGAUUGUGCGUUCUCUAUAAUCUAUGGGGAGAACUAUGAAUCACUUGAUUUAGUGGCAAAUUCAGCCGAUGUAGCAAAUAUAUGGGUGACUGGACUCAGGUACUUAAUAUCAUAUGGAAAACACACUCUUAACAUGAUCCAGAGCAGUCAGGACAACAUGCGUGCGUCCUGGCUGGGCGACCUCUUCGACGAAGCCGAUGUCAUUGGUGGAAAAUGCAUUAGUCUUUGUUCGGCCGUGCAGCUGAUCAAGAAGUUAAGUCCUGGGCUGAAAAAUGUCAAGAUAGAGCUGAAGUUCAAAGAGUUGCACAAAGCGAAAGAUAAAAUCGGUUCUGACGUGACUAAGGAGGAGUUCAUUGAAGUCUUUCACGACCUUUGCACAAGACCAGAAAUCUAUUUUUUGUUGGUGCAGUUCUCAAGCAACAAGGAAUUUCUUGACACCAAGGACCUGAUGAUCUUUUUGGAGGCAGAGCAGGGCAUGGCCAAGGUGAGCGAAGACAUCAGCGUGGAAAUUAUUCAGAAGUAUGAACCUUCGAAGGAGGGGCAACACAAGGGAUGGCUCUCCCUGGAUGGGUUUAUCAAUUACCUCAUGUCAGCAGACUGCCACAUCUUUGAUCCUGAACAAAAAAUAGUAUGCCAAGACAUGAACCAACCCCUUUCUCACUAUUACAUAAACUCUUCCCACAAUACCUACCUGAUUGAGGACCAGUUCAGGGGUCCGUCAGACAUUACGGGCUACAUCCGUGCCCUGAAGAUGGGCUGCAGGAGCGUGGAACUUGAUGUAUGGGAUGGGCCGGAUAAUGAACCGGUCAUUUACACGGGCCAUACGAUGACCUCACAUAUUGUCUUCCGCAGCGUCAUUGACAUCAUCAACAAAUACGCUUUCGUAGCCUCGGAAUUUCCUCUGAUCCUGUGCUUGGAGAACCACUGUUCCUUGAAGCAACAGAAGGUAAUGUUUCAGCACCUGAAGAAAAUACUCGGAGACAAAAUCCACGCGGAUCCUCCCAACCUUGAGGACAGCUACCUUCCGUCCCCUUCGGACCUAAAGGGAAAGAUUCUUCUGAAAGGAAAGAAACUUGCGAGCAACUGCACCGGCUCCGAAGGCGAGGUGACGGAUGAGGACGAGGGUGCGGAAAUGUCUCAACGGAUGAACAAUGAGGGUGGCGAGCAGCAGACGGUUGUUCAACCCAAAAAGUUCCAGCUUUCCAAGGAUCUGUCCGACUUGGUAACCUUAUGUAAGUCUGUUCGGUUUAAGGAUUUCAAGACAGCUUUCCAGAACCAGAAGCACUGGGAGCUCUGCUCCUUCAAUGAGGUAUUUGCCAGUCGGUGUGCCACUGACCACCCUGGUGAGUUUGUUAACUACAACAAGAAGUUUCUAGCAAGGGUUUACCCAAGUCCAAUGCGAAUUGAUUCUAGCAACAUGAACCCGCAGGACUUUUGGAAAUGCGGCUGUCAAAUAGUAGCAAUGAACUAUCAAACACCGGGUCUCAUGAUGGACCUCAACAUUGGCUGGUUUAGACAAAACGGGAACUGUGGGUAUGUUUUACGCCCAGCGAUCAUGAGGGAGCAGGUGUCUUAUUUCAGUGCCAAUACUAAAGACUCUGUUCCGGGAGUGUCUCCACAACUCCUUCACAUAAAGAUCAUUAGCGGACAAAAUUUGCCUAAACCCAAGGGCUCAGGCGCCAAAGGCGAUGUGGUAGAUCCAUACGUUUAUAUUGAAAUUCAUGGCAUCCCUGCGGAUUGUGCAGAACAAAGGACUAAAACGAUCCAUCAGAAUGGCGACAACCCCAUCUUUGACGAAAGUUUCGAGUUUCAGAUUAACCUUCCGGAACUGGCAAUGGUGCGCUUUGUUGUUCUGGAUGACGACUACAUUGGGGAUGAGUUUAUCGGUCAGCACACAAUUCCAUUUGAAUGCAUUCAGCCAGGUUUCCGCCACAUUCCCCUGCAGUCGCUGACGGGCGAAGUCCUUCCACACGCCUGGCUCUUCGUCCAUGUGGCCAUUACUAACCGUCGUGGUGGGGGUAAACCUCACAAAAGGGGGCUUUCGGUGCGCAAGGGUAAAAAGGGUCGGGAGUACGCCACCAUGAGGAUACUUCUCAUCAAGACUAUAGAUGAAGUCUUUAAAUCUGCUGCACAGCCACUUCGGGAGGCCACUGAUCUCAGAGAGAACAUGCAGAAUGCCAUUGUGCCGUUUAAAGAGCUUUGCGGUCUGUCUGCGGUGGCCAACCUGAAGCAGUGUAUACUAGCGCUGUCCCCACGCCUCGUCGGGCCGGACAGCAGCCUGGUUUUGCUGUUUAACCUCAAAGAUCAGUACCCCACCAUGGAGGCCCAGGGCCUGCUGCCUGAAGUGCUGAAGAAAGUGGUCACCGCUUAUGAGAUGAUGAUCCAGACCUGCCGAACGCUGCUGGAGAGCUCAGACAGUGUGUACGAGCGAAUACUGCAAGUCCAGAAAUCAGCGAUGGAGUUCCAUGAGAAUCUACAUGACAUGGGGGUGAAGGAGGGACUGAAGGGAAGAAAGCUCCACAAAUCCGUAGAGAGCUUCACCUGGAACAUCACGAUUCUGAAGGGCCAGGCUGAUCUGCUGAAACACGCUCGGGCAGAAGUGCUGGAAAACCUGAAACAGAUCCACUACGCCGCCCUCACCUGUAACCUGGCCAAGGGAGGAGCGGGACCCUCUUCGGGGUCCGAGUCCAGGGGCCGCCGCAGCCUGGAGGCCAUCCCGGAGAAGGCCAUCCCAGAGAAGGCGGUCGGGGAGAACGACAUCACAGAUGAGGAGAACUGAGGGUGCCCAAGCGUCCCGCCAAAUCCCAUAAAUCCUCUCCCAGGGUCGGCGUGUACCGCGAGCCGCGGGUGGCCAAAAACAUUUCAAAAGAUCUCAGCACUUCUCGCCCGCAGGACGCUUCAGAACCAAACAAAGCGAGUGAAGCCAAGGCCUCCUCUGCUUCCCAUUUCUCCUCAGUGCUGUCGGUAUCCGGGGUCAGGUGGGUGUCGACGAGGCUGAACUUCGCUUCAGGUCUUUCUACAAGCACAAACUUUUGAGUAUUAGGAGGAAUUAGAACUGAAGCCACGAAUGUAACGAGAUGUCGUGUGCGAAUGUGUUCGAGGAAAGCAGAAAGCUGUUUACAAUAAAGAACUACUUUGCGUUCUGUCUGCUAAAAUAGUAUGUGUGUGUAUAUACAGUAUAAAUAUAUAAAUAUGGAGAUCUGUUACCUUUUUUGCUAUGUGAACUUUUAAUGGAUCAGAUUAUUUUGUUAUGAGAAAUGGAUGUUUUAAAGAGCUCUUAUUUUAUUUGCUUGUACAGAACUUGAGAUGUGGAUCUUAUGAGACGGCCCCGGCCCUUUAUGGGCUUUUUAAAAAUGAUUUGUAUAAAUGCAGGAGGAUUUUGAGGAUGUGGUUCGAGAGAGAAUCUAGUUUCAGACAUUACCAGCAGCUACUGUACAUUUGAAUAGGUGAGAGUCUCUGGGCUACUCUUUAGCAAAUGUGAACAUUGCAAAGUUUAAUUUAAUUUACAUUUAGUCAUUUAGCAGAUGGUUUUAUCUAAAGCAACUUACAAAUGAAAAUUCCUUAAAUUGUCAUUCUGUGUGUGUACAGAAUACAGGACUGAACAUUUUGCAUAACGUGUCUCUAAAAAAGAAAGAUGAAAGCCAACAGUUUAACCCAGUGGUUCUCAACCUUUUUGACUCCAAGGCCCCAGAUUGUCUACAAUAUUUAAAUGUCCCCUUAAUUUGAAGGAUUAAGGUAUGUGUAUAAUAUAUAUUCAUUUUUAUAAAAAUGCCCUAAAAAUGCCCUAAAUGUUUUAAGAUUGCAUUGAUUUACAUGACUUGUCCGGAUCUAGCAAUUAAAAUUAAUUACAAUUUAACUCAUUUGAAAGCCCCCUUAAUGUGACGUA
This is a messenger RNA of Sinocyclocheilus grahami, 4758 nucleotides long. RefSeq names its product inactive phospholipase C-like protein 2. Gene Ontology annotation, biological process: release of sequestered calcium ion into cytosol; phosphatidylinositol metabolic process; regulation of synaptic transmission, GABAergic. The transcript is spliced from 6 exons. Lineage: Eukaryota; Metazoa; Chordata; Actinopteri; Cypriniformes; Cyprinidae. Gene Ontology annotation, molecular function: phosphatidylinositol-4,5-bisphosphate phospholipase C activity. The record is from RefSeq and is a predicted model, not a curated record. Bases 334 to 3651 code for a protein of 1105 amino acids.